AUGUCUCUCAAGCGCAAGGCUUCCUUCUCUACAACCCAACCUAGUCCAUUCGCGUCUUGCGGAAUGGACAUCGAUAACUCUAAGCACCUUCACAGCCGGACUCUGAAGCGAUUCCGCAAUGGCCGUCCUAACGAUGAAGUCGUCUAUGUAAAUAGCGUGUCAAGCUCUAACAUGCGAGCAGAGAAAACCCUCCGAUGGAUCUUCUCCGCCCAACAGCAACAGCAUUCUGGACCAAUGGACACAAGCGAUGAACAAAUGGAAGAAGCAGAUCCCGCUCCAACCCCCGAAGAAAUUGAUCCGCGCCAACACACACUCCUACGAUUCUUCCAACCCCGUGGACAGCAAGUACCGCGUUUUAAACCGUCGCGCGAAGCACUGGUGCCCCUUGCCAACGAGAUUGCUAUGAACCAAGAGGAUACGAUACGGCGCGCAGCAUUCGAGCAAAUGACCGCGAGUACCAACUCGAGUGGAAGCGAGACAACGAGUCCAGGUUUCAAUUCAAUGGACAUGGACAUGGACAUGGAUAUGGAUAUGGACACCAACGAGAGCAGUCCUAGCUCCAACCCAGCUUCAAACCCAGGGGGCAUGACGUGGAUGUGA
This is a messenger RNA of Penicillium malachiteum, 600 nucleotides long. RefSeq lists its product as uncharacterized. NCBI's taxonomy places the organism in Eukaryota, Fungi, Ascomycota, Eurotiomycetes, Eurotiales, Aspergillaceae. The coding region runs from base 1 to 600 and encodes 199 amino acids. The transcript has 2 exons. The record is from RefSeq and is a predicted model, not a curated record.